Phyllotreta striolata is the source of this 1221-nucleotide messenger RNA. NCBI's taxonomy places the organism in Eukaryota, Metazoa, Arthropoda, Insecta, Coleoptera, Chrysomelidae. The record is from the annotation of a GenBank genome assembly.
AUGAAACACUCCUACACGAUUUGCUUCACGCUAAUCUCGGUCACCCUUUUGCCGCCCGUCUCUCGGGCAACGCGACCCUCGUUCACCAGGAAGUACCAAUCCGACGAUGACGACAACCACGUCGACUACGCCGAUUACUACGAGGAGGAGGACUCCUUCGGCCGCAACGCUUCCGAUGAGAAAGGCCAAUACGUGGGCGCCCUCUGCGAGUUCACUUGCAGCCCCAAAUUGCCGCACGUCUACUGCAACCCCGUCUCCGGCAAGUGCGAUUGCGACAAAAAAUAUCCGGUUAAACUCCAGAAUCCGUACGCGGGAUGCAGCAAACCCAAACGAUUGGGCGACCAAUGUUAUUACAAAGAGACGUGCCAAUAUACUGACCAGCACGCAUCCUGCAUACAGGUGCACCACAACGCGAUAUGCCAAUGCGAAAAUGGUUAUCAUUCCGUGUCUCUUCCGAAAAGUUCGAGAAGGACGUUCUGCGCAGAAGAUGUGGUGGUUAUAACGUCGAAUUUCUCGACGUUCGCCGGCGUCAUGUCCGGCAUAGCCAUACUAUCGGGACUAAUUUGUUUUGUACUGCAUCUCUUCAAUCAGAAUUUGUACGGGACUAGACACAACAGGCACAGAUUCGGCAACGCGAAUUUACCACCGCCCAUUCUAUUCUCCAGCGAUCCAGGCUCGUUACCAUUGCCCAUAAUCGAACGCAGUUCGACGUCGCGCGCCUCUAGCCAACGCACGUGCGCUAGCAUGCCGUCGCGGCGCUCCAGCAGCGCCCCUGGGUUCCGCACCGCGCCCGGUGCCGGCGUCUAUUCGAGAGCAGGUGCGGCCCGCGCUGCCGCCAUCUUGCUGCUCUCCUACUGUAACGUCGCUCCGACUGUAGAGAUAGAGCGCUCUAACGCUCGAUACGUAGAUACCAAAUUCAACGGUUCUAGACGGCCCAGCAUAGCGUCAGUGCACAGCGUCAGCUCGAUCCGGAGCUACAGCGCCAGAAGAUACGAGCGGGAGCGCAAGGAGAAGGAGGAACGCGAGCUGGAGAGGAGGUUUUCCAAGUUAUCGGGCACGAAUUCGACGGUGCGCAUCGCGCCCACCCCCAGUCCGCAUUCCACCGACGAUUUGCUACCCACUCUGGAAGAGGACCGGCCGAUACCUCCUUUGGCUACAAAAGAGGAUUCGACGACCAGUUUUCCAGAGGAAUUCCCUUCGACAUCCAAACAAUAUCCAUAA